AUGGGAGUCUUUGAAGAGAUCUUCCGUCCUGGCAAUGAAGCGCGUGAGCGCACUGCACGCAACCUCAUCACUGAUAUUAUUUCCGACCUGAAAUAUAUCACCAACGCCUCGAACAAGACCAUCACCACCUUCAAUGGCCUCCUAGGCGAGAAGGUCGAGACCGUCAGCAUUGACGAGAAGAGUCCGGAGAAGCUUCUUGUUGAUGUUCGUGAGAGGCUACUCGAGAUCGAGCGCCUCGCGAAGCUGCACUACGAGAAGUUGGAUGCGUCAGUCAAGAAAGAGCCGCUGGACACAGUCAUAGAGAAGUGGAAGGGUCGCUCGUUUGAAGACAUCGACAAGAUUGUCGCGGAGUUUAAGGUCUGGGGCAUGUCCGCCAAUGCCGCCGGUAUCGCCGCUGCAUCAGUCGUUGCCGGCACGAUGAUCCCCAUUCUCGUCAAGUCCCUUAAUGCCUUCUGGGGGACCGUCUUGGGAGGCUUCCUGGGCGCUGCUGCCGGUCUCAUCGUCACAGCUAUCAUAGACGCUAUUGCUGCUGAGCAGAAGUAUCGCAAGCUCGAAGAGGCGAUUCAGGAUCUCACUGAUACUAAGAAUACAGUCCGCCAGUACAGGGAACAGAUUGUCACUGCAGCGGACGAUGUGAUUCUAGCAAUCAAGGUGGCGCAGAAGGAAGCUGCAAAGGGCAAACAGGAGCUGAACUAA
Messenger RNA from Aspergillus pseudoviridinutans, 696 nucleotides. RefSeq lists its product as uncharacterized. The transcript has a single exon. Lineage: Eukaryota; Fungi; Ascomycota; Eurotiomycetes; Eurotiales; Aspergillaceae. The record is from RefSeq and is a predicted model, not a curated record. Bases 1 to 696 code for a protein of 231 amino acids.